This is a messenger RNA of Propithecus coquereli (Coquerel's sifaka), 998 nucleotides long. RefSeq names its product lectin, galactoside-binding, soluble, 3 (gene LGALS3). Gene Ontology annotation, molecular function: laminin binding; IgE binding; carbohydrate binding. The transcript is spliced from 6 exons. Bases 52 to 837 code for a protein of 261 amino acids. Lineage: Eukaryota; Metazoa; Chordata; Mammalia; Primates; Indriidae. Gene Ontology annotation, biological process: negative regulation of extrinsic apoptotic signaling pathway; neutrophil chemotaxis; eosinophil chemotaxis. Gene Ontology annotation, cellular component: nucleus; immunological synapse. The record is from RefSeq and is a predicted model, not a curated record.
GCACACUCCGCCCGCAGCCGUCCGGGAGCCAGCGCGCGCCGAGAGUGGAAAAUGGCAGACAGUUUUUCGCUUAGUGAUGCUUUAUCUGGGCCUGGAAAGCCAAACCCUCAAGGAUGGCCUGGCUCAUGGGGGAACCCGCCUCCUGGGGCAGGGGGCUACCCAGGUGCCUCCUAUCCUGGGGCCUACCCUGGGCAGGCACCCCCAGGGACCUAUCCUGGGCAGGCACCUCCAGGGGCUUAUCCUGGGCAGGGGCCUCCUGGUGCCUACCCUGGCCCUACAGCACCUGGAGCUUAUCCCGGACCACCUGCACCUGGAGGCUACCCGGGGCAACCAGGCGGGCCUGGGGCCUACCCACCUCCUGGACAGCCCAGUGCUCCCGGAGCCUACCCUGCUGCCGGCCCCUAUGGCACCCCUGCUGGACCACUGACUGUGCCUUAUGAACUGCAUUUGCCUGGAGGAGUCAUGCCUCGCAUGCUGAUAACAAUUCUGGGCACAGUGAAGCCCAAUGCAAACAGAAUUGCCUUAGAUUUCAAGAGAGGAAAUGAUGUUGCCUUCCACUUCAACCCACGCUUCAAUGAGAACAACAGGAGAGUCAUUGUUUGCAAUACGAAGCUGGAUAAUAACUGGGGAAGGGAAGAAAGACAGAUGGUUUUCCCAUUUGAAAGUGGUAAACCAUUCAAAAUACAAGUACUGGUUGAACCUGACCACUUCAAGGUUGCAGUCAAUGAUGCUCACUUGUUGCAGUACAAUCAUCGGAUGAAACAUCUCCAUGAGAUCAAAAAACUGGGCAUCUCUGGUGACAUAAACCUCACCAGUGCUUCACAUGCUAUGAUAUAAUCUGAAAUGGGCAGCAACUUUUUUUAAAAAACAAAAUUGAAUCUAAACCUUAUACACAUAAAAGCUUCAUGUUCACUAUGAGAGAAAAAUUUUACAUUUAUUCAUCAAUAUUCUAUAGUCAUCCAUUUAAUAAAUAUUCUUAAGCUAAGAGCUACCUGUCU